Tribolium castaneum (red flour beetle) is the source of this 665-nucleotide messenger RNA. RefSeq lists its product as uncharacterized. Lineage: Eukaryota; Metazoa; Arthropoda; Insecta; Coleoptera; Tenebrionidae. The record is from RefSeq and is a predicted model, not a curated record. The coding region runs from base 146 to 409 and encodes 87 amino acids. The transcript is spliced from 4 exons.
CUGCCGGUCAAUGCAAGCGCGCUCUUCCGCGGCUUGGCCUCGCGCUCCGAGGCUGUACUUAGAUAUAUAACUCGGUGCGGGCCACACGCCCCUCAUCCGUCUUUCAGCCAGUGUUCAGUUUGCCCCAACACCGAAUCCAGUCAUCAUGAAAUUUGCCAUCGUAGUGUCGUUCUGCCUCCUGGCCGUCGUCAGAGCCCAAUUCUUCGGAGAUUUCGAGUCGCUGGGCGGAUUCGGUGGCGGUCUGGACUCCCCGUUGCAAGCAACGAGAGACCCCAGGCAAAAUCCGGGCCCCGUAGUGUUCCCCCCGGCGCCCCCAGACAACGGCGAAACCAGCGGUGUCAUCGUCGGCGCUUCUGGAUACGGUUUCGUUCCACCAGGCCACAAUGGAGGCGGCCGAAAAAGUUACUAAGUAGAUCGGUUCAAAGGAUUUAGUUCACAGUAUUUCGCCUUCUUCUGAUCUCCGUCUGCCAUCAUGCCAUUGUAAAAUAAUUUCCGAACUUCAACUCUUGUAAAUAAUGCUUAAAUUAGAUCAAUUGUACAACUUGUCCUAUUUAAUGACUUGUAAUUAUUAUUUAAGCUAGACUAAGUAUUUAAUUAGUUUUAGGUAAAACUAUUGCAAUUGUCGACAUGUGCAAUACGUUAUUUAUUAAAGUUGUUUUAUAAAA